Molecule: messenger RNA, 1300 nt
Organism: Trichoplusia ni (cabbage looper)
Lineage: Eukaryota; Metazoa; Arthropoda; Insecta; Lepidoptera; Noctuidae
Product: probable aldehyde oxidase 4
Exons: 7
Coding region: 63-1280 (405 amino acids)
Molecular function (GO): iron ion binding; 2 iron, 2 sulfur cluster binding; oxidoreductase activity
Source: RefSeq, a predicted model, not a curated record
UGACUCAGUUCACGUCGGUUGAUAAGGAACCUCAAAUUUUUGUAGUUGAUCAAUAGUGAACGAUGGAGCGAGUCCACUUUACAGUUAAUGGGAUUAAACAUAGUGUGGGAUGCGAGGUGAGCUCGGACGUGACGCUGCUGGAUUAUGUCCGCGACAAGAUCGGGCUGAAGGGUACCAAGUACAUGUGCCGCGAGGCUGGCUGCGGCGCUUGCGUGCUCAGCGUGCGGCGCGGUGAUACACCAUCCUACGGAGUCAACUCGUGUAUGAUGUCCGUGACUUCAUGCCAUGGCUUGGAUAUCACCACUAUCGAAGAUUUGGGGAACAGGAAGAAAGGCUACCACGCGCUGCAGACAACCCUGGCGGAAGACAGUGGCUCCCAGUGUGGGUACUGCUCACCUGGCUGGGUCAUGUCCAUGUACAGUCUUUUGCAAUCAAACCCAGAUAUCACAAUGUUGGAAGUCGAAAGAUCGCUUGGCAGCAACGUCUGUCGCUGCACAGGAUACAGACCGAUCCUUGACGCUUUCAAGAAAUUUGCCAAAGAUGCUCCGAGACAAAUAACUCUCCCUGACAUUGAAGAUCUUCACAUCUGCAAGAAGACAGGCGAAGAGUGUGAUAAGAGUAACUGUGAGGAGAGUGAGUGGUGCUUUGUGGAUAAAGAAGAUAUUAUUGAAAUUAAAUUGAAAGAUGGGAGACUUUGGGUGCGAGUGCUAUCAGUAAAAGACAUCUUUAAGAUUCUGACCAGAGAAGGCGAUAGUUCCUAUAUGCUUAUUAAUGGGAAUACCGGAAAAGGUGUUUAUCCAAUUGAUGAGUAUCCUCGGCUUCUUAUUGAUAUAAGUGGAGUCCAAGAACUGAAAGGCUACGUUUUAGAUCAGAACCUAAUAGUUAAAGCUGGAACAACACUCACUGAGUUUCUACAAAUACUUAAGACGGUUGCUAAAAAUGAAUAUUUUGAGUACUUGCUGAAAAUAUACGAACACGUUCAGAAGGUCGCACAUAUCCCUGUUAGAAAUUUGGGGUCCAUCGCUGGCAAUCUCAUGUUGAAGAACAAAAAUGCAUGGUUCGUUUCAGAUAUUUUCGUACUUUUAGAAACAGUUGGGGCUCAAGUCACCAUACAAAUAAGCUCUUUGGUUACGAGGACCCUGACAAUGCAACAGUUUCUGAAGACAUCUAUGAAGGGACGAGUUCUUUUGAACGUUAUGCUCCCGCCGUUGAGUAAGGAGCACAAACUAGUUACCUUUAAGGUGAGCGCUUUACUCGUUUCUUCACCAAUUCGAAACUAGAUCGAGCUGCUCUUCUAUUC